Molecule: messenger RNA, 1460 nt
Organism: Cotesia congregata
Lineage: Eukaryota; Metazoa; Arthropoda; Insecta; Hymenoptera; Braconidae
Source: the annotation of a GenBank genome assembly
AUGCCGACUUACAAGCUCUGGUAUUUCAAUCUUACCGGUUUGGGUGAGCCUAUCCGUUUGAUGUUGAGCUACAACAACAUUCCGUUUGAGGACAAACGGAUAGAAUUUGAUGAGUGGCCCAAGUACAAAGAUCAAAUGCCCUUGGGUCAGAUGCCAGUCCUUGAGAUCGAUGGGAAAAAGUAUAAUCAAUCAAAGGCGGUAAUGCGUUGCUUGGCGAAGAAAUUUGGCCUUUAUGGUUCAUCUGAUGAAGAAGCAUGGGAAAUUGACGCUACUGCAGAUGCCAUCGAUGAUCUGAGAAUCCCUCUGUCGACUUACCAUUGGGAAGAAAAUCCAGACUUCAAGGCAAAACUCAAGGAACCUGCUUUCAAGAAAAAGGAAAUGCUGAUGGCUAAGUUUGAAGAGCAGGUGAAGAAGAACGGAGGAUUCUUUGUUAAUAAGAAGAUGUCGUGGGCGGAUUUACUUUAUGCAGGCUACACCGACUAUCUUUCUAAUGUUCUCGGUCACGAUUUAAAUAAGGAUCAUCCGGAACUUAAGAAACUCGUGGAUAAAAUCCGAGCUCAUCCCGGUGUCAAGGCUUAUUUGGAUAAACGCCCGAAAACUUCCCUGUAAAAUACUAAAUCGUACCGAAUGGUGUUCAAUAUUUUGCACAUUAAACUUUAUUGUCUUCUAUAAUCGAUUUAUGUUUUUCAAAUAAUAAUUACUACUUUGCAUAUUAUUCUGUCUGCGUAUUUUUUUAUAUUCUGGCCUAGAUAUUUUUUGAGAUAAGGGUAUCGAAUUUUAUCUGUGUUAUAAAGAAUAUAAAUUUACACUAAUCUUUUUUACUGCCUUUGAAAAAUUAUUUUUUAUACAUUUUAAAAUCUAAACUUUGUUUUUAAAAUUACAAUAUUUUAUGAGUGUUUAAAUAAUAAUAAUUUACAUUGAAAAAUUUCCAUUGAAAAUUUCAUUAUGAAUCGUAUUUUUUCAUCAUCAUUAGAAAAAACUUGUCGAUCCUUGAUAUUAUUGAUACCUUUUUGCGUCAUCCAGUUCUAGUAUGUUAAUCCAAGUAAUAUGAUCAAAAAUCAAUAUACCGUGCAAUUUCAGUCUCCGUUACUUCAUUUUAUCCAUAGCUUGAAGGUUACAAUUACUUUUCAUAUAAAAUUUUUCUUACUUGAACAUUUUUGAAUUUCAUCAACUUGAAGAAACGUUAUUUUUAUAUUUUUCUGAGAAGUUUCACUUGUUUGCGGCAUAACCAUCAAAGUACUUUUUGUCUACUGAGAUAAAAUAACACUUUAAGUAUUACAUAUUGUUAUCACCAUUACGGUGUGUCAUAAAAAAAAAAGAAGAUAAUCAUUAAAAAAUUUUUCUCUAUCACAUCAUUGUGAAACACUCAACGAAGCGAUAGAAAUUAAAUAUAAACUAUUAUUAGUCACUAAAAUCCUUUUGUUUUACUUUCUGCAAUAAUAAAUUAUUGCUUUGACUAU